AUGCCACAAAAGCAUAUCAAAAGUGAAGACCAAACUCAGGACACAGUCAUCGAAGUCCACGCCAUAGACCUGAAGCCAAAGUUAACUCAAAACAAACUUAAACUCAAGUAUCGAUUGAAAAGUGAAUUGAAAUCCAAGUCUAAGCCUAAGAGGAAGUACACAAAGGGUCCGAAGAGCUACUCAUGUGAUUACCUCAACUGCGAUGAAGUGUUUGCCACUAAACAGCACCGCCAGAGACACCACUUGACGCACGGGAUGGACGUACCCGUGAAAUGCGAGACAACGGACUGCAACUACCAGUGCACGCAAAAGCACCAAAUGUUGAAACAUAUGGUGAAACACUCGGCCGAUCGGCCCUUCCUAUGCACCGACAUCGCGUGCGGCAAAGACUUCAUGACCUCGACGGCACUCCAGAGACAUGUGGACCGAAAUCACGGCGAAAAGCCCUACGUUUGCGAUCACGUGGACUGCGGUAAGAGCUUCGCGAAGGAGCGCUACCUACUGACCCACCGGAUGACCCACUCGGAGGGCGAGCGGCCCUACCGGUGCGAUGAGCCGGGAUGUGGACUCACAUUCAAGUACGACGUGACUCUACUCAACCACCGGCGCUAUAAGCACUCGGGCCUGACGUGCCUGCGCUGCCAUUGGCCCGGAUGUGACUACCAGUCCCUCUACCCGUGGCAGAUCAGGCGCCACCACUCGACCCACGAGCAGCCCCAGUGCUACGCGUGCGAGUGGCCCGGCUGUGAGUACCGGUCCAAUAGGGCCGACAACCUGAAGCAGCACAGAGUGACGCACACCACCGAUAAGCCCAUACCCUGCGAGUGGCCCGAGUGUGCGCUCAGGUUUAAGACUAAGUCAGUCCUCAAACAGCAUAUGUUGACCCACUCGAGGGUUAUGUAUGAAUGCGAUUGGAAGGGCUGUGCGUUCAACACCGUUAACAUCAAUGUCUUGAGAGCCCAUAAACGCCGUAAACAUCAAAGCGAUUCUAUAGUGUAUAAAAAUGAUUGA
Oppiella nova is the source of this 1011-nucleotide messenger RNA. NCBI's taxonomy places the organism in Eukaryota, Metazoa, Arthropoda, Arachnida, Sarcoptiformes, Oppiidae. The record is from the annotation of a GenBank genome assembly.